Pneumocystis jirovecii RU7 is the source of this 804-nucleotide messenger RNA. RefSeq lists its product as uncharacterized. Bases 1 to 804 code for a protein of 267 amino acids. The record is from RefSeq and is a predicted model, not a curated record. Gene Ontology annotation, cellular component: oligosaccharyltransferase complex. NCBI's taxonomy places the organism in Eukaryota, Fungi, Ascomycota, Pneumocystomycetes, Pneumocystales, Pneumocystaceae. The transcript is spliced from 5 exons.
AUGAAAAUUACUUUAGAAAAAAUAUUUUUAAUAUUAUGUUUUUUUUCACAUGUUUUUUCAACUCAAGUUAUUAUUCAGGAUUUUUUAAAGGAAAGAAAAGCAAAUAAUGGUAUUAUUCAGUUAAAUAGUAAAUCCAUUAAUUCUGUUAUUACAAAACCAAGAAACUACACUAUGGUUAUUAUGUUUACUACAACAGAAGAACAAUACAAUUGUAAUCUUUGCAAAAAAUUGGAGCCUAUUUUUAAACUUGUUGCAAAAUCACAACAUAAAACAUAUCCUAAAUCAGAAGAAUUAUUUUUUGGAAUUCUUGAGUUUUCAGAUGGUCCUGAAGUAUUUGAAAAGCUUCAAUUAACAGCAGUUCCUGUAAUUAUGUUAUAUCCUGCAACUAUAGGACCUAAUGCUUCAAGAAAAAAUACACCAUAUAUUUUGAACAUUAAGAGCGGAGAUAUUUCAUCUAAUUGGUUGGCUCAAAUUAUUUCACAAGAAACUAAACAGCCAAUACGUAUUAUUCAGUUUAUAAAUUAUGGGAAAGUAUUUUUCUAUGCAUUUAUUACUUUUUUAUCAGUAGUUUUUCUAAGAUUAAUUCGUUCUUUUGUAUUUUUUAUUAUAACUAAAAAAGAAUUAUGGCUAAUUUUAUCAUUGGCUUCUAUUUUAAUUUUUAAUUCUGGAUAUAUGUUUACUCGAAUUAGAAAUAUUUCAUUUAAUGGAUAUGAUAAUGAUAUUCCAAUAUAUAUUUUAGAAACUUUUAAUAGUCAAUAUGGCAUAGAAUCUCUUAUUAUAUCUACAACAUGUAAAAAAUUCUAA